AUGAAAUACCAAUCAAUCAUUGCAAGCAUCAUCGCUUACGCAGCAACAAUACACAGCUUCGCCCUAGCCCAAGGCGGCUCAAUAAACCCAGGGGGGCCAGAACAGCCAUGCACCUUCACCGCCACUCCCUGCGCGCCCCCUCCAGGAGGUGACGUUAAGACGAGCACCGUGUACGAGGUGUCGUUCGUUGCUACCGCCACCCAGUCCUUUGAUUGCCAAGGUUGCACUGAGGUGACCGUCAUUCCGAGAGACUGCUAUGGACACGGGCCUGUGAUUGAAACCACCACCUUUGUGGUUGAGCCUGAGUCAACUACCACUGUGGACGUCUGCAGCCCGACGCCCAAUUGA
Messenger RNA from Letharia columbiana, 348 nucleotides. RefSeq lists its product as uncharacterized. The transcript has 3 exons. NCBI's taxonomy places the organism in Eukaryota, Fungi, Ascomycota, Lecanoromycetes, Lecanorales, Parmeliaceae. The record is from RefSeq and is a predicted model, not a curated record. Bases 1 to 348 code for a protein of 115 amino acids.